This is a messenger RNA of Nicotiana tabacum (common tobacco), 789 nucleotides long. NCBI's taxonomy places the organism in Eukaryota, Viridiplantae, Streptophyta, Magnoliopsida, Solanales, Solanaceae. The record is from RefSeq and is a predicted model, not a curated record.
AUGUUGGAUCCUUCUGAUUCAUCUUCAGCUACUCAUAUCACCAAAACAACAGAAUCUGAAGCUCAGUCAGGGACUGUUAUUCCUGAUUCCUCUCACCCUUUUUAUCUUCAUCCCUCAUAUUCUUUAGGCAUGCUCCUUGUCAACACUGUUUUUGAUGGAAAAGGGUAUGUUGGUUGGAGGAGAGGUAUCCUCAUAACCUUAUCUACUAAGAACAAGGGAGAUCUGGUUAGAACUCGAGGAAAGAGUUGGCAAAGCAAUGAACCUCAGCUUUACCACCUGCAGAAGGAAAUCAGUCAAUCAGUGCAGGGAAAUUUGGACAUUGCAGGAUACUACACCAAGCUCAAAAGGCUUUGGGAUGAGCUUGACAGCCUAGACACUUGUCAACAUUGUACCUAUGAUUGUAAUUGUGGAGGAAAGAUCAAAACAUACAAAUCUCAACAGGAUAGAAGGCUAAUUCAAUUUAUGAUGGGACUGAAUGAAGCCUACUCUGGCCCAAGAAGCAGCUUGGUUAUGCUCUCACCCUUACCCUCAAUCAACAAUGCUUACUCCUUUCUUAUCAGGGAUGAGAAGCAAAGAAAGGUGCAAAUUUCUCAGCCUACUGGAGCGAUGGCUUUCUUAGCUAGUAAGCAGCAAAUAAGUUUAAUGCAGAAAGGGAAAACUCUGAGGGAAAGAAGUCUGUUCAGUUUUGUGCUUAUUGUAAGAAGCAAAAUCAUACCAUUGAGAAUUGCUACAGGCUUAUUGGAUUCUCAUGUGACUUCAAGUUUACCAAGUCGAAAAGAUAUGCUCUAA